This is a messenger RNA of Diaporthe amygdali, 1137 nucleotides long. RefSeq names its product glycosyl hydrolase family 10. Gene Ontology annotation, biological process: carbohydrate metabolic process. The transcript has 4 exons. The record is from RefSeq and is a predicted model, not a curated record. The coding region runs from base 1 to 1137 and encodes 378 amino acids. NCBI's taxonomy places the organism in Eukaryota, Fungi, Ascomycota, Sordariomycetes, Diaporthales, Diaporthaceae. Gene Ontology annotation, molecular function: hydrolase activity, hydrolyzing O-glycosyl compounds.
AUGCGUUCCGGGACACUUCUUUCAGCGCUGACGCUCUGCGCUUCCACGGGUGCCGUCACAGUGCCGACACGAAAGCAUGCUCGCCAGGCCCCAACUACCCUAGACGCUGCCUUCAAAGCGGCAGGGAAAGAGUACGUUGGCACAGCCCUCACGAUCAGGAACGACACCACCGAGCAGGACAUCAUCCGGACUGAGUUCGGCUCCAUCACGCCUGAGAAUGCCAUGAAAUGGGAGUCGACGGAGCCCACUCAGGGAAACUUCACCUUCGACGAUGCGGACGCCGUGGUAGCAUUUGCCAGCGACAACGGCGAGCUGAUCCGCUGCCACACGCUGGUUUGGUACAGCCAGCUGCCGACGUGGGUAUCUGACGGCGGGUUUGACAACGCCACGCUGCUUGCGGUAGUGAAGAAUCACAUUGAUACGGUCGUGGGGAGGUAUAAGGGAGUUUGUGAUCAAUGGGAUGUUGUUAACGAGGCCCUUAAUGAAGAUGGAACCUACCGCGACAACGUCUUCUACCAGACCAUCGGCGAGGCCUACAUCCCCAUAGCCUUCCAAUACGCCCAGGCCGCUGACCCGGACGCCCGCCUCUUCUACAAUGAUUACAAUCUCGAGUACGGCGCGGAGAAGGCCCAGGGCGCGGCUCGCAUCGUCCAGCUGGUCCAGUCCUAUGGCGCACGCAUUGAUGGUGUGGGACUGCAGGGUCAUCUCACCUCAGAGCCGACCACUUCCUCGGGCGGAGGUGUCGCGCCGGACUUGGCUACGCUUGAGACCACGCUGGCUCUGUACACGGACCUGGGCGUGGAUGUUGCUUACACAGAGCUUGAUGUGCGGUUCAAUACCACCUCUGGUGUCCUGGCUGAUAAGUUGGCCACACAGGCGGAUGUGUAUGUCGAUGUUUUCCAGUCAUGUCUGAACAACGAUGGUUGUAUCGGUAUUACUAUCUGGGGUGUCACCGACAAGUACUCGUGGAUCCCAGGAGUCUUUCCUGGAGAGGGCGAGGCUCUGCUGUGGGACGAAAACUACCAGAAGAAGCCAGCUUAUCAGGCUGUCUUGGAUGCAAUUAACAGCGCGACCUUGGCUUUCGCGCAGUCGUUCCCUAUGAUCCUCUACAUCUUAUCCCCGUCAAUGCGGCGCUAA